UAGGCUGUCUUAUAAUGCACAGUAAACACUUGCUACAGUAGUCAUCCCUCCUCAGUGAAGCAGCGCGUCCACUGUGCACGGAGAAGGCGACUUGAUUUGGAGCAGAGAUGCGCUCAGAGGUUCACUGUACAGGAGCUCUACAGGAUUGAUUUACACACUUAUACUCUACAGAAGCUCUACAGAAGUGAUCUGCACUCUAACAUUCUACAGAAGGACUUCUACACGAGCGAGAGCAUCCUGAAUAAAGAGAAGAAGUAUGGAUUAAGGAGGGCCAAGCCCGAAGCGGACCGCACUGCUCCGGAGCUACAGUACGGGAAGGAUGCCCGAGCGAGGAUGUGCAGCAGCCGGAAGAUCGUAUGCAGUCUGCUGGUGCUGUCCGUGCUGCAGGUGGGGCUCGGUGCGGCCAGCAUCGCGCUCGGGGCCGUGGCCAUCAGCAAAGCGCGGAACGAGCACAAGAGGCAGCAGGGUCAUGCGUCCCCGGUGUGGAGCGGGGUGUGUUUCCUCGUCUGUGGUCUCUGUGGGAUGCUGUGUGCGAGAAAAAGGACUGGCCUGGUUAUGAUCCUGUUCUCAGCGUGCUGCAUUUGCGGCCUGAUCGGAGGAAUCCUGAAUUUCCAGUUUGUUCGGGCGCUGGUGAAACGUCCCGAUGCGGUGCGUUCGCUGUACAUGGCAGCCAUGUCUCUGACCUGCCUGGGAAUCAGCAGCUGCACCCUGUCCACCUGGCUGACAUGUCGGCUGGCCAGCAGCGAGCAGCGGCGCAUGUUCCUGGAGCGCGAGCACUCGCUUCAUCACUCGCAUGAGAUGACCGAGAAGGUAGAGGACGAACAGAAGAGAGGAGAGGCCAGUCCGGGUAUUUCUCAGUGUCUCAGUGAGGUAAUGGAUAACUCCAGUAAUGGCAUCUCACAAAUCACAUACAACAGUCGGAGCGCAUCGCCAUGACAAGAUUGUGUGUCAUUCCGAUGACUUUGCACUCUCAGUAGGAUUGACGUUAAGGAGCUGAAGGCCAUCCGUAGGACUUUCCUGCACACAGCAGGCCUGAGGAUACUUAAUGCUACUGUGGAGAAAAAAAAAAAAAAAAAAGGGAGAGAUCAUCUCUGUGGAAUGAGCACCAAUCAGCAUUCAGGGAUGUGAUGCCUCAGGAGUAUUUAUUAGUGAGUACAGAGCAUUGUAUCAGUGAGCACAGAACAUGCAUGUAACCUUUACUUUCUUUCUCUCUCAUAUUAUCCCUGUCCCUUUCUUAAUGCAUUCCUCCUGCAUCUCUCCUUUAUUCCUAUUGAUUAUAGGUUAUGGGAAUGAUGACUCUGUCUCUCAAAUUGUCUUGUAUGGCAUAUUGAAUGCUCGGACCUCAAAUUACACAAAAUGCACAAUGUAAAAUGCUUGUACAAGAGAAUAAUUUAUUGAUUUACAGUAUUUUUAUAUAGAGGCUUCAUAUAAAAAUGAAAUAAAAUGAUUUAAAUGCA
This is a messenger RNA of Tachysurus vachellii, 1457 nucleotides long. Its product is annotated as transmembrane protein 196. The coding region runs from base 334 to 936 and encodes 200 amino acids. NCBI's taxonomy places the organism in Eukaryota, Metazoa, Chordata, Actinopteri, Siluriformes, Bagridae. The record is from RefSeq and is a predicted model, not a curated record. The transcript is spliced from 4 exons.